Molecule: messenger RNA, 1980 nt
Organism: Pestalotiopsis fici W106-1
Lineage: Eukaryota; Fungi; Ascomycota; Sordariomycetes; Amphisphaeriales; Sporocadaceae
Exons: 1
Coding region: 1-1980 (659 amino acids)
Source: RefSeq, a predicted model, not a curated record
AUGGCCGACCAAGGAACGGGAGGUAUCGAGAGCAGGAGGGACAGAAGAUUCUCAGAGCCGAAUCCGAAUGCACACGAGGACCCGACAAUUCAGCAACCAGCCAGCCAGGUGGUCGUGGAGGCACCAACACCCGAGACAGAAGAGCAGACCCCUUCUCACGCAAAUGAACACCCACGAGGUCUUUCGCAAGCAGCUGCCCUAACACGGCAAGACUCGACGGGCUCGAAUGCUUCAGACGUCAGUUACUCACGGACAUCCAGUAGCCACAAGGACGGUAGGAGGCGGAUCGCUCGACACAACACAGCAGACAUGCGAUCUCAUGCUUCUUCCUCCAGGCCGCUAGAACCACCAGUCACCAAGGGCACUCUGAGUGAGUUGGAUGUGCAAAAGAUUGUCCACAACCCCAAGCUACGACACGAUAUCAACUUUGACCCCGAGCUGCACUUCCGGCCCAAUCUUGACGGAGAAAAGGGCAAGAGGAAACAGGACAAGGCCAAUCAGUUCUGGAAUACUCUUCGGCUCCAGCUGGAGCAAUUCGUGGCCAAUCCGAUUCAAUUCCAAGAGCAAUAUCACAAGCGAGAGUGGUGCUUACCGCUCUUGCUGAGGUCGGUGAAGGAAAUCAUCCAAACAUUGGUCCCAACUCGAGACCGUGCCUACCUGGAUGAGGGGCUCAAUGUGGAUCUGCUCAUGCAGCAAUUCAACAGGGGUGUUGCCGACUUGGAGAAAUUGGCGUCGUGGUUGUCUGGAGUCCUCAAGUCCCAUUGUGCUCCUAUGCGGGACGAGUGGGUCGAUGAAAUGUACAGCCAGCUCACCAGCGGAAAUCGCACCAACAACAUGGAGGAGCUCGUUCAGGGCAUGCGCAGUCUGCUUAGUGUUCUCGAAGCCAUGAAGCUGGACGUUGCCAACCACCAGAUCAGAUGUCUUCGGCCAAUCCUAAUUGAAGACACUGUUCACUUUGAGCAAAAGUUCUUCAAGAAGAAGAUCCAAACCGGCAAGCUCGAGCCAUUCUCUGCUCAGCAAUGGUACCACGCCGCCGCCCGCGACUGCGUUCCAUCGCAUGACUCCCGUGCUUCUUUUGGAGAGAUGGCCGUCUUCUUCGAGGGUCUUUCCAAGCUAGUCAUGUUCUCUCAACCCGAGUCCGUUCCGAAUACCUUCCUCUUUGACGAGGAGCGGAUCCUCAAGUUGCGUUCCGACAUGCUCGACGCCAUCAACCUGGAAAUCUGUAUGCGGCUGUUUGAGGAGCUCGAGAAGAAGUAUCGACAACCCGCCGUUCCGACUCCUUUCCUCUCGACGCCCUUCUCAGACGCUCUAGGUUUCCUCAGCACCGGUUCCGACGACGAGUCAGAUUUCAAUUUCAAUGCUUCUUCGAGACCUUCAAGCCUCGUCUUCUCCGUGGCUGGCUCGGCUAGUUCAUCUCCACGGUCGUCGGUUAUUCUCCCGAGCUCGAUUCCUACGUCAAGCCCGGUUGACUUGAGGACAAAGUCAAAGAACCUCUACAACUCGCUCACCGCCCUACUUAGCACAUCUCCUACGACGACACGCUCGAGCAUGAAAUGGAAGGCCAUGAAGGACUCGUUGGCUCUGCAGAUCUUUCGGUUCACGGAUGCUCCCCAGGAAGUUCUCAUGCAAUUUGAAGAUGAGUUGGAACUACAUCUCAGCGAGCCCGAGUCAAUGCUCUUCCAGGAGGUUGAGCAACACUUCCAUGCUCGCCUAGUAAAUGAGCUGCAGAAGCGUGUAAAGGAGUUCAAGUGCCACACCGGAGUCAACCUUUUCUCAGCAGCCACGGGCGGGCGCGCUCAGGGCCCCAACCGCACUGCGGACCGUGAUGCCACCGACAGCUCGCGCGAUGCACGCGAUGAGGCAGGCGUUGAGGACAUGGCCACAAGGUUGACACACCUCGGUCUUCUUCAUUGGAGAGUGUGGUCGCCAAUCGUCUACCAUGCAGAGGACGCAGAUGUGGAGAUGGACACCAGUGCUUGA